Aspergillus pseudonomiae is the source of this 1383-nucleotide messenger RNA. Its product is annotated as cytochrome P450. Gene Ontology annotation, molecular function: oxidoreductase activity, acting on paired donors, with incorporation or reduction of molecular oxygen; iron ion binding; heme binding. The coding region runs from base 1 to 1383 and encodes 460 amino acids. Lineage: Eukaryota; Fungi; Ascomycota; Eurotiomycetes; Eurotiales; Aspergillaceae. The transcript is spliced from 6 exons. The record is from RefSeq and is a predicted model, not a curated record.
AUGGACUUACCAAGACUCUGGCUUACCCUCACUGGACUGAUCAGCUAUCUCAUUGCCAAUAGCAUCUAUCGACUCUACUUUCACCCAUUAAGAAACAUCCCUGGUCCGAAAUUAGCAGCGGUCACCCACAUGUAUGAGUGGUACUAUGAUUUAUGCCUGGGAGGGAGAUACCUCUUUGAGAUCGAGCGAAUGCAUGAGAGAUACGGGCCCAUCGUGCGCAUCAACCCUCGCGAGAUCCACAUCAAUGACCCGCACUAUUACGACAAGAUCUAUGCCUCGGGCACCCAGAGGCGCAAUAAGGAUGCAAAAUACGUUUCCUUCACUGGCAUGUCCCUCUCCAGCACCUCGACAAUAGACCACGACCUCCACCGCUAUCGUCGGGGUCUCGUAAACAGUCUUUUCUCUAAGAAGUCUAUCCGUGGGCUAUCCCACCUGGUUGAAGAGAAGGUCCACAAGCUUAUGCAGCGCUUCGAAGCCUUGCACCAGACUAACGAAGUAGUCCGGGUCGCCGAUGCCUUCGCAGCUAUGACCUCUGCUGUCAUUACGCAUUACUGCUAUGGAAAAAGUUGGGACUAUCUCGAGGACGCGAAUCUGCGCACGGAUGUUCGCAAGACCGUUCACGAUCUCAGCUGUAGCGUUCAUUUCAAUCGCAUUUUUCCGAUUUUCAUUGCCACGCUCAAAAAGCUACCACUUCGGUUGUUGCGUGCGAUCCAUCCCGGAAGAUCAGUGGUACCAGAUAUACAGAAGGCGAUAUAUGAGCACAUUCCGCCUGAAGAACGGUCCCUCCAGCGUCUGCAGGAUGAAGGCCUUCUGCUCAUCAGUCCUGGGACAGAGACGACGGCCCGAGCGUCGACGGCUGCCUGUUUCCAUAUCGCAUCGGACGAGCAGAUGCGCACCCGAUUGAGAGAGGAGCGGAGGACUGUCCUGCCGAGCCCUACCAGCCAGGUUACCUGGUCCGAGCUGGAAAAGCUGCCUUAUUUAACUGGCACCGUGAACGAAUCCCUGCGUCUCGGCGGCUUCCUUACGGCCAGGUCCCCUCGCAUAGCACCCGACCAAACCCUAACUUACAAAGAAUACACCAUCCCACCAGAAACGCCAGUCAGCUCCUCAAGCUACCUUGGCCACAAAGACCCAAGCAUCUUUCCCAAGCCGGAGAAUUUCUCUCCCGAGCGAUGGAUCUACCCUGGCCGAAAGAACGAGCAUCUUUUCAAAUACAUUACCUCCUUCUCCCGAGGCAGUCGGAUAUGUGUUGGCAUGAACCUCGCAUUUCUCGGAAUUUACAUGACUCUUGCGUAUUAUGUACGGCGGUUUGAUAUUGAGUUGGUCAACACGACCGCCGAGGAUAUGAGGAUUGUACAGGAUAUGGGGGGGAAGGGGGGUUGA